Molecule: messenger RNA, 218 nt
Organism: Dentiscutata erythropus
Lineage: Eukaryota; Fungi; Glomeromycota; Glomeromycetes; Diversisporales; Gigasporaceae
Source: the annotation of a GenBank genome assembly
AAGAUGAAAUAAGCUCUAACCAUAUCGCAUCAUUUUCACCUAUUAAUAAUGACAAGAAAACGAAUACAAUUUCUAAAAUCAGAAGUCAAACUACAAACAAAAGAAAACCAUCAUUCGUAAGACCAUAUUUUGAAAAGACUUUUGAUGAAAAAGGCAAGCCAGACAUUCAUCAUAUUGUUAAUAAUGAUGAAAAUAGAAGUGAAUCUAAGCCUAAAAGA